AUGGCGUUAAAGCGAAAGUCCUCGUAUGAAGGGGACGAAAUGUCCAAGCGAUUCCAGAGACAGCAUGUCGAGAACGAUCUUGACCUAGAUCCAAUUGAUGAAUGUGUUCACUCCGAUGGCGCAGAUCCCGAGUACUCGGCUCGGGGUUCUCCCAGUGCAAUGAGCCAUGAGAUGCACGAAACCCCGGCGACCCCCAUGUCGACUACCUCUUCUCGAUACCCAUCGGAGCUCAAAACCAUUCGGUGUCCGUUCGAGGGCUGCGACAAAGCGUUCAACCGUCCAGCCCGACUUCAAGAACAUAUACGAUCGCACAACAACGAACGCAUUUUCCACUGUGAAUUUGACGGCUGCGACAAAUCGUUCUUACGACCUUCUCAUCUCGCUCACCACGUCAAGAGCGCCCACAGCGAUGUCCGAGACUACCCCUGCGACCGACCAGGUUGUGGAAAAAGCUUUGUUAAUGGAUCACGACUUCGUCGACACUUGGCUGCACAUGAUGGUAGGGACCAACAUCGCUGCACCGAAUACCCACCCUGCAACGAAACAUUCCGGAAGCACACUACACUCCAAAAACAUAUCAUGAGUGUACACAAAAAUAUGAAGCCAUUCCCAUGUACCAAAUUGGACCCAGUCACCGGCGAGAACUGUCAAAUGGCCUUCGACACCGCCGGAAACCUUCGCACCCACGAGAGUCGGGUACACGCCGAGAAACGGUUCACCUGCAUGGAAUGCUCCGAGAACCCGCAACAAUCUGCUACUGGACUGAAUGCCGGUUCAGAUUUCUCAUUCCCUACCUACACCUCCCUCCAAGAUCACAUCCGCGCUGUUCACCCCCCAAAAUGUCCUCAAUGUCCCCUUGUCUGCUCCACAUCGCGAGAGCUGCGACGUCAUCUCGAGAUCGCUCAUGGCGAUGUCAGCCUCGAGGACCGAAAGGUGUUCCCAUGCACCUUUAAUGGCUGCGGGCGCAGCUUCACCCGGCAAGGAAACCUGACUGUUCACAUCCGCACCGUGCAUGAAGGCGAAAAAAGAUUCGUCUGCGGUGAGGUCGACCUUUCCAAAUCCAAGAAUCUUGAGACCUGGAACGGAAUUGGUUGUGGCAACCGUUACGGAAGCAAGCUUUCGUUGGAGGAUCACGUCCGGACUUAUCACCUAGGUCUCAAAAAUGCAAAGGCAAUGCGCCGCGAGCGACAGGGCUUGGCUGGAAGACCGGCACCACAAAACUCUGUCACCACUCUGGCUGCCCUGACAGGCCAGGGAUAUGCUGAAGACUCAGGAAGGCAGAUCAAAUGCUUUGACGAAUCGUGCUCUCAUCGAUUCCACCGCGACUAUGAUCUGUGGGCUCACAUGACUACCAGACAUGGAUGUUCAGAAGAUCAUGUCGAAAACCUGUUCUUGCAACGGGCCUUGUUGUCCGAAGACUCGGGUUCCGCAGGGAACUCACUCGGCAUAUAUGGCCUUGAAUUUGACCAAGAUGGCCAGUAUGGCCAGCUGUAUAAUGGAGAUGGCUCGGCAGAUGUAGCUUUUGGAUCCCAGUCCAAUGACUCGGCUCAUCUGCCUGCCCAGCAGGGGUUUAACGCAGAUUAUCUGAUGCAGGAUGUUCCCGAUGGGAACAACACCGGCAACAUCGACUCUAUGAUACCCAGCCAUGAUGAUAUGGCAUUCAUCGACCCCAUUCUCGCAUACAACAUGAGUAUGGAAGAGUAA
Messenger RNA from Penicillium olsonii, 1704 nucleotides. NCBI's taxonomy places the organism in Eukaryota, Fungi, Ascomycota, Eurotiomycetes, Eurotiales, Aspergillaceae. The record is from the annotation of a GenBank genome assembly.